AUGGCUUGCAAUCACCCAAGUCCUCCUCUUUCACCAGUGCGUGAUAACGUUGCCAACAGGAGACUGAUGUCAGGCGAAGGUAUUCAGCCUUUAACUUGGUGUAGGGAGCAUCAGUCGGGGAUAUCUCAGAAACGUCUGCACUUGGGAAAGAAUGGUCGGAGGAGGGGCCUCGACCAACUUAUAAUAUUUGUCCGUUUCACGUGUUAUCUUGCCGGAGUGAAAUGUCGCCUCGAUGCGGAAAAAAUAAGGUUCUGACGCAUGUUGCCAAAAGUCUGGGAGAGAAGAAACAAGUCCACUGAAAGAAGAAGUGGCAUCGUUGGAAUUCGUAGAGGUCAUGAUGGUAGAAAGAAAGAAGGCAAACGUACUGUAUGCAAAUAGAAAGUCAACAAAUUAAAGGUAUAAGCGCAAACGUCAAAAAGGUCACCACUGUAGUGAGCGCUAGGACAGAACCGUCAAUCCCAGACUAUGAAUGUCAGGAUAAGACCAGAGAUAUGAAUGAAUUAACAAUCAGAAGUCAAACGACCUGACGACCCAACACAUGCCGAGCGCUUAGCGCAGUGUUGUGUUCAUUUCAUUUAGUCAAAGAACCAGUAAGUUAAAGAAUGAGGAACAGGUAGGGAAAGGCAAAAUAGUCUGGCGCCUCGGCACAGUUUUUCUACUAAACAAGGUCGACGCCCAUAGUGGAGUCCAGCAGCCCUCUGGGACGUCUAAGCAGCCCCAUUAAGGAGCAUAAGUGCUACCCUAUUCGCAGAGAAGGGGACUAGAAAUGGUACCCUACACAAACCCGGGAAUCACGUCCUCUGCGUGCUGAUCGUGGCUCUGAGAUACAAAACUCGCGGUUGGAAAGCAACGACCAACAACAACAAUCUCUUUCUUCCCCCUCCCCCACCCCUCCACCCCACUCCAAAAACUGGUAGAUUGAGUCUGCUCACUCUGUCAGCCUGGAAUGUUCCUUCUCUUUUAGACAAUCCGAGAGGCAAUCGACCGGAACGGAGGACGGCGCUAGUGGCGCGAGAAGUGGCGCGCUACAAGGUGGACAUCGCCGCACUCAACAAGACCCGAAUCUCCGAACAAGGCCAACUGCAGGAGGUGGGUGCCGGAUACACCUUCUGGAGCUGUCGCCCUAGGGCAAAACGACGAGACGCGGGUGUCGCCAUCGCCAUCCGAAACGACAUUAUGGGACGAUUGUUCUGUCCGCCGCAGGACACCCUUGACCGACCGGUGAGCCUGCACCUGCCGCCCCAGGGAUCCUAA
Molecule: messenger RNA, 1254 nt
Organism: Spirometra erinaceieuropaei
Lineage: Eukaryota; Metazoa; Platyhelminthes; Cestoda; Diphyllobothriidea; Diphyllobothriidae
Source: the annotation of a GenBank genome assembly